This is a messenger RNA of Podospora pseudocomata, 1026 nucleotides long. RefSeq names its product porphobilinogen deaminase. Gene Ontology annotation, biological process: heme biosynthetic process. Gene Ontology annotation, cellular component: cytoplasm. Gene Ontology annotation, molecular function: hydroxymethylbilane synthase activity. The transcript has a single exon. The record is from RefSeq and is a predicted model, not a curated record. The coding region runs from base 1 to 1026 and encodes 341 amino acids. NCBI's taxonomy places the organism in Eukaryota, Fungi, Ascomycota, Sordariomycetes, Sordariales, Podosporaceae.
AUGACCGAAGAAUACACCGUCAAGAUCGGCACCCGCCGCUCGGCCCUCGCGCUGGCCCAGACCGACCUCGUCAUCGCCGCGCUCUCAAAGGCGGCCGGUCCGUCGGUCAAGUUUGAGGUUCACUCCAUGGCUACCAUGGGGGACAGGGACAAGACUACCCCUUUGCCGUCGCUGGGGAAGGGGUUGUGGACUAGUGAAUUGGAGGCGAAGCUGGUGAACAAGGAGGUGGAUGUUAUUGUGCACUCGCUCAAGGACAUGCCGACAAGCCUGCCGGAGGGGUGUGUUCUCGGGGCGGUUACGCAGAGGGAGGAUGCGAGGGAUGUGGUUGUUUUUCCGAGGCGUCAGGGGGGGAAAUAUAAGGCGCUGAAGGACCUGCCUGAGGGGUCGGUGGUGGGGACUAGCAGUGUGAGGAGGGCGGCGCAGCUCAAGAGGAGCUAUAAGGGGUUGGUUUUUAGGGAUGUGAGGGGGAACAUUGAUACUAGGUUGGCAAAGUGUGAUGAUGAGAAUGGGGGGUAUGAUGCUAUUAUUUUGGCGGCGGCGGGGUUGUUGAGGUUGGGGUAUGAUGAGAGGAUUGGGCAGUAUCUGGAGAGCUCGACGGAGGGAGGGGGGUUGUUGCAUGCUGUGGGCCAGGGGGCGUUGGGGUUGGAGAUUAGGGAGGGGGAUGAGAAGAUUGCCGAGUUGAUCAAAGCUGCGGUGGAUGAGGACACUAUGAUGGCGGCUUUUGCGGAGAGAAGUGUGAUGAGGACGUUGGAGGGCGGGUGCUCGGUGCCGAUUGGGGUUGAGACGAAGUGGGUUGAGGAUGAGGGGGAGAAGAAGCUGAGGUUGAAGGUUGCGGUUGUCAGCCUGGAUGGCAAAAAGGCUGUGGAUGGGGAGAGGACAGAGAAGAUCGCGAAUUUGGAGGAGGCCGAGGCUCUUGGGAAGGGCUUGGCUGAGAAGCUGGCCAGGGAGGGUGCUCAGGAGAUUCUUAAUGCUAUCAACAAGCUUCGUGAAUCGGCGCCGGGUGCGCUCAAGGUCAGCGAUGCUUAG